AUGUACAUUGCCCCCAAACCCCGCCAACCUAUUCAAUCUUUUCCGAAAAUAAAAAUCGUCAGAAUCUCCAACGUGGCAACUUCCAUCUACAUCGCAGGCACACUGUGUCUCGCCCUCGGCCUGAACAGCUUCCUGCGUCCUACGCACGAAUAUCCACGCUUUGGCCUCCCCCUCGAAACUCAAACUGGAACUCCAUCCCCGAGUUCUAAAACGAAUGGCUCCAUCUCCCCACUGGUAUAUAUUAAAGCUAUCCGGGAGACUACGUAUGGUCUCGCUCUGAUAGUGCUGCAGUACCAGGGCCAGGAGCAAGCCGUUACCUCGUUGUUGGCGGUCCUGUCGCUUGCUGGUCUGGGCGAUGGAUUUGUGGUUUGGAACUAUGGCCAGCUGAAGACGAAGGCAUUGGGCCAUUGGGUGGCUUUUGUUGGGUUUUUGGGAUGGGCUUGGUGGAGAGCCACUUAUUAG
This is a messenger RNA of Talaromyces atroroseus, 462 nucleotides long. RefSeq lists its product as hypothetical. The record is from RefSeq and is a predicted model, not a curated record. The coding region runs from base 1 to 462 and encodes 153 amino acids. NCBI's taxonomy places the organism in Eukaryota, Fungi, Ascomycota, Eurotiomycetes, Eurotiales, Trichocomaceae. The transcript has a single exon.